This is a messenger RNA of Hylaeus volcanicus, 1426 nucleotides long. RefSeq names its product nonsense-mediated mRNA decay factor SMG9. Gene Ontology annotation, biological process: nuclear-transcribed mRNA catabolic process, nonsense-mediated decay. The record is from RefSeq and is a predicted model, not a curated record. The transcript has 8 exons. The coding region runs from base 214 to 1365 and encodes 383 amino acids. Lineage: Eukaryota; Metazoa; Arthropoda; Insecta; Hymenoptera; Colletidae.
CCCUGCUUAUAACCAAACCGGCCCCAUGGAAAUACAAAAACACAAAUAUCGAAGGUUUCAAUAAGAGUUUCGCCUCUGUAAAUCUAUUCUGUGAAUCUGACAAGGAUUUCGUUCCUGUAAAACUACUCUGAUUACAAUUACAAAUGUUCCUAUCAUAAAUGGUGAAUGUAUUAAUCACCCAAAUACUUUACAGAAAAUGAGAGGUUAAUCGUCAUGAAUGUACAAAAAAUGAUACCAAUUGCUCCUAAAGAGUCCGAAACAAGGGACAACGAUAGCAGGGGCACGAUCAAAGUUAUAGAUCGCCCGACGUUUAUAUUGAAAACCAGGGAAGGUGAGAGCAGAGCUGUUUCACCGAGUCAACGUAAUGGUGGUAACAAGAAAGAGGUUGAUUCAUCGUCCAAUGUUCCUUCAAAGAUUCCAGACUCCACUCGUACCAUAUUAUCAACAUGUCUUGAAAUGACUAAUAGCGUUAAAUUUAUGGAUGAAAACAUGCAGCUUUGUGAAAAUCCCCUUGAAUUCUUAUACGAUCAACAAGAUUUCUUGGUAGUUGGAUGUUUAGGAGCUCAAGGUGUUGGAAAAUCAACUAUAAUGUCUCUUUUAACGUCAAACUAUGUACCAAAUAUAUUUCCGACUCAAGAUAUGUCGCAUCAUGAAAGCGGUGCAAAUUCUACAUCUGGUAUUGAUUUUUUUGUAACAAAAAAUCGAGUAAUAUAUUUAGAUACACAACCUAUACUUUCUGGAUCAACGAUAGACUAUUCUGCUUCUUACGAUCAAAAGAAACCUACAACAGACUUUGCAAAUAUGGAAACAAAUCUGGAGUUACAAUCUUUGCAAUUUGCAGCAUUUUUAUUUUCAGUCUGUCACGUAAUUAUUUUUGUACAAGACUGGUUCGUCGAUUUAAAUUUAGUUAGGUUUUUACAAACUGCGGAAAUGUUAAAACCAUCUUCAACAAGUAAUAUGGAUCAAGAUUACGUUGAAUACUAUCCACAUAUUGUGUUUCUACAUAAUAAAGCUGAACUACAAGAUUUCACUCCGAACACUAUGGAAAAGAUUAAGGAAUUUUACAGCAAAGUAUUUUCCAGCUCUAGAUUACAGACUCACAGUGGUUUAGAUAUGAGUAAUCAUUCUAUGGAUGCUGGAUUAAAUUUAUUUUUUAUACCGCAAAUCGUAAACGAAGAACCAACAAUGCGUCAAAAUGAGAAAAAGCUAAUAGAAAAGCUAAGAACAAAAAUACAUGGAGUUAAUAGAAAUCAAAUGACACCAAGUACUUUAACAGAGAAAAAUUGGUACCAUUACGUUUCAAGAGUAAUGGAAGCAAUUAAGAAGAGUCAUCUCUCCUCCGAAUAUGGAAGAUUAAUGCCAUAAAUGUCUACUGUCCAUGGGUGAAACCCUUUAUGCGGCCUUAUUUUCCUCUGCGUGUCGUACU